GUACGGUCAUUACAGGCCAAGUGAGGUCUCUCGAUGCGAAUGUUGUUGCAUUCCGAUUGAAUAAUGGGACUACCAACGCGGACGACCUAACUGACUACCGCAGCAACGCCAAGAAGCUGGAUCUGCUCCCGAACUUCUACACCACGACUGAGGCUAGUACCAGGCUACCGCGUGGCUCCAAGCACCAUCCGGAGCUUCUGAUGGGUCCGAAGGAAUUUGAAACCGGUCAAUUGGCGGGCAUGUGUGCGUUCGUCCCCGUCUCUACAAAAGACG
Sphaeroforma arctica JP610 is the source of this 273-nucleotide messenger RNA. RefSeq lists its product as hypothetical. The record is from RefSeq and is a predicted model, not a curated record. Lineage: Eukaryota; Ichthyosporea; Ichthyophonida. The annotation marks the transcript as partial. The transcript is spliced from 2 exons.